AUAAGAAGCAAAACAUCUGAGAAAGAGAAACAGAGAGAGAGAGAGAGAGAGAGAGAUCUCCAGCGAGAUGGAUUCGGAUUACGGCGUGCUGAGAGAGCUCUCGGGUCUCCAAAAGCAGCGUUCUCUCUACCAGCCAGAGCUUCCUCCUUGCCUUCAGGGAACAACUGUUAGAGUAGAGUUUGGUGAUUCAACGACCCCUGCUGAUCCAGCCGGUGCACAUGUGAUCAGUCAGGCUUUUCCACACACUUAUGGCCAGCCUUUGGCUCAUUUUUUGAGAGCAACAGCCAAUGUUCCUGAUGCACAAAUCAUAACAGAGCAUCCUCCGAUCAGGGUUGGUGUUGUGUUUAGUGGGAGGCAGUCUCCGGGAGGUCAUAAUGUCAUUUGGGGUCUUCAUGCAGCUAUUAAGUGUCACAAUCCCAACAGCAGUCUACUUGGCUUCCUUGGUGGCACUGAUGGUUUAUUUGCACAAAAAACUUUGGAAAUCACAGAUGAGGUUCUUGCCACAUAUAAAAAUCAAGGUGGUUAUGAUUUGCUUGGCCGUACAAAGGAUCAAAUUAGAACAACUGAGCAAGUAAAUGCUGCAUUGGCAACAUGCCAAAACUUGAAGUUGGAUGGCCUUGUCAUCAUUGGAGGAGUUACAUCAAAUACAGAUGCCGCUCAACUUGCUGAGACUUUUGCUGACUCGAAAUGCUCGACAAAGGUGGUUGGCGUUCCUGUCACCUUGAAUGGUGAUCUUAGGAAUCAGUUCGUUGAAACAAAUGUUGGUUUUGAUACAAUUUGCAAGGUUAACUCGCAACUCAUUAGUAAUGUCUGCACUGAUGCUCUAUCUGCGGAAAAGUACUACUAUUUUAUUCGUCUGAUGGGCCGCAAGGCAUCUCAUGUCGCUUUGGAGUGCACUCUCCAGUCACAUCCAAAUUUGGUUAUUCUUGGUGAGGAGGUUGCUGCGUCAAAACUAACUCUCUUUGACAUCACAAAACAAAUCUGCGAUGCAGUUCAAGCUAGGGCAGAACAAGACAAGAACCAUGGUGUUAUCCUCAUCCCUGAGGGCCUUGUUGAAACUAUUCCUGAACUCUAUGCUCUCCUCCAGGAAAUCCAUGGCCUACACGGUGAAGGUGUUUCUUCUGAUAAUAUAUCUUCUCGUCUUUCACCUUGGGCAUCAGCAUUAUUUGAGUUCUUGCCACCAUUUAUCAGGAAGCAGUUGCUUCUUCAUCCAGAAUCCGACGACUCUGCUCAGCUAUCCCAGAUUGAGACCGAGAAACUUCUAGCUCAGUUGGUAGAGACUGAAAUCAACAAGCGGAUGAAAGAAGGCACUUACAAAGGAAAGAAAUUUAAUGCCAUCUGCCAUUUCUUUGGAUAUCAAGCUCGAGGAUCUCUACCAUCAAAAUUUGAUUGUGAUUAUGCUUAUGUUCUUGGACAUAUCUGCUAUCAUAUACUGGCAGCCGGUUUGAAUGGUUACAUGGCAACAGUGACAAACUUGAAAAAUCCCGUUAACAAGUGGCGUUGUGGCGCUGCUCCGAUCACAUCAAUGAUGACCGUGAAACGAUGGUCUCGCGGUCCAUCUGCAACAUCUAUUGGAAAACCUGCUGUUCAUCCAGCAAGCAUUGACUUAAAAGGAAAACCAUAUGAGUUGUUGAGACACAACGCUACGAAAUUUUUGUUGGAUGAUAUUUACAGAAACCCCGGUCCGCUUCAAUUUGAAGGACCGGGCGCUGAUGCUAAGACUUUCACUUUGACCGCCGAUGACCAAGAUUACAUGGGCCGGAUUAAAUUGCUGCAGGAGUACCUCGAGAAGGUGAGAAGCAUUGUGAAGCCAGGAUGCUCUCAAGAGAUUCUGAAAGCAGCAUUGAGUGCUAUGUCCUCCGUCACCGAUGUCCUUACGGUGAUGUCUUCUUCAAAUUCGUUCACCGGCCACUUGACCCUUUGAGGUCGAUCAACUCUUUAUCGGUGAUCGAGGAUUCGUCGGAUGAUUUUUAUCAUCUGUUUAUUUGAAGAGCUGUGACUUGGAAAAUUUAGCAACUUUGAUGUUCUUGAGUUGUUUCUCAUUUGUGUUUGAGAGUUCAUCUGUUGGAAGUUUUGAGACAAUAAGACAAGGUUUUGCUCAUUUGACAUUUCAAUAAUAUUUGGAUUUUUGUUAUU
Molecule: messenger RNA, 2136 nt
Organism: Dioscorea cayenensis subsp. rotundata (Guinea yam)
Lineage: Eukaryota; Viridiplantae; Streptophyta; Magnoliopsida; Dioscoreales; Dioscoreaceae
Product: pyrophosphate--fructose 6-phosphate 1-phosphotransferase subunit alpha
Exons: 19
Coding region: 68-1924 (618 amino acids)
Biological process (GO): glycolytic process; response to glucose; photosynthesis
Cellular component (GO): cytosol
Molecular function (GO): 6-phosphofructokinase activity; ATP binding; diphosphate-fructose-6-phosphate 1-phosphotransferase activity
Source: RefSeq, a predicted model, not a curated record